CUAUUAAUUAGGCCCGUUCAGUCCCGUCACACAAACCCCAUUAUUUUUGUGGGCCUCAGCCCAUAACGCCCAUAACCCAUUUCCCCCAAAUUCUCAUUUCCACUACUCCCUGCAAUUCACUUCACUUCCAUUCUUCAAAAUACCAAAUUCCAAUGGCAGAAGCAGAAUCCGAAGCGCUGCGCCUCAAGGCCAUGGCGGAGUCCAAGUUCAAAGCCUCCAACAACGCCAAAUCCGCUCUCAAGUACGCCAACCGCGCCCACCGCCUCUGCCCGCACCUCGCCGGCGUGCCGGAGACCGUCGCUGCCCUCUCCGUCCUCGCCGCGCCGGACUGGUACCGCGCCCUCGGCGCCGAGCCCUUCGCGAGCAGCAGCGUCAUCCGGAGGCAGUACAAGAAGCUCGCGCUGCUCCUCCAUCCCGACAAGAACCCCCACGUGGCCUCCGAGGAUGCCUUCAAGCUCCUCGGCGAGGCCUUCCGCUUUCUCUCCGACAGAAACCGCCGCCGCGAGUACGACGCCGAGCUUCGACUUAAAAUCGAGGCGGCGGAGAGUGAGAGCGAGACAUUCUGGACUGCUUGCUCCACUUGCAGGCUCCUGCACCAGUUUGAGAGGAGGUACUUGGGGCAGGAAUUGGUGUGUCCGAGUUGUGAGAAGGGUUUUAGGGCUGUGGAAGCGGUUCAGAGUGAUGAUGAUGGGGAUGUUAGGGUUAGGAGUAGGAGGUUAAAGUUGAAAGAGAUGGAGAAGAGGGAAAUUGGGGUGGAAGGGAAAGUGGGGAAUGCGAAGGAAGGGAGAUUGGGGAAGAGAAUGUGUUCGGUUGGGGAGGUUUUGGAGAGGGCUAAACCUAGUAAUAGUAAGAGGGUUAAAAAAAAUGGGGAGGAAAUGAUGACAUUGGCUGAAUUCCAGAGUCAAGUGAAGAGAAAAUUGCAGGGGGAAAAGUUGAAGGCAAAAGGAAAUGAAAAGGAAAAGGAGAAGGAGGAUGGAAUUGAGAAGAGGAGAAACCGGGCGGAGAGGCGGCAGGGAUUGAGAAAUAAUGGAGGUUUAGAGGUUGGGGAGGUGAGGGGUUUGAAGAAGAGUGUGAAGCCUGCGAUUGAGGAGAAGAGGAAGGGGUUGAGAAUUGAGAAGCAUAGGGGGGGUUCUAGUGGAGGGGAUUUGGAGGAUAUGGCAGUGGUGGAUUCGGAUUUUUAUGAUUUUGACAAAGAUAGAGUGGAGAAAAGCUUUAAGAAAGGCCAAGUAUGGGCGGUGUAUGAAGAUGAGGAUGGAAUGCCGAGGAAUUAUGCCUUGAUUGAUGAAACUGUCUCGGUGAAUCCCUUUGGAGUGAGGAUAAGUUGGUUGGAUGUACAGAACAGUGGGGAUGGGAGGAUAGUUAGUAGGGAGAAAAUUGGGUUUCAUAUACCUUGUGGGAGAUUUAAGGCUACCAGGAAGGCUUCUGUAAAUUCGGUGAAUAUCUUUUCUCAUGUUGUGGAUUGUGACAGGGCAGCGCGCGAGCUUUACAAAAUUUACCCCAAGAAGGGAUCGGUAUGGGCGCUUUAUGGGGAGGGAAGUAUUGAUGUGGAUGAGGGCAAGGGAUGCUAUGACAUUGUCGUGUUUUUGACGAGUUACAAUGAGGUGAAUGGUCUGAGUAUGGCGCAUCUUGAGAAGGUUGAUGGUUACAAGACAGUAUUCAAGAGACAGGAGAAGGGGAGUGGUGCUAUUAGAUUUCUUGGGAAGGAUGACAUGUGGUUAGUUUCACAUCAGAUUCCUGCACGGAAGCUUCUUUGUGAUGAAACUCCUGAACUGUUGAAAGAUUGUUGGGAACUUGAUCCUGCUUCACUUCCUUCAGAUUUACUUACUAUUGGUGGAUAGAUAAUUGAGGUUACGUAAUCUUUUUGGUGAUAGACUGAAUUUUGAAAGACUAUUUGGAAUUUGAUGGUUGAUGACUUCGUAUAUACUUACUAUUGGGUGGCUUAAAUUGAUGACUUUGGAAACUUGUUAUUAGGAAACCUGACUGCUUUGUAAAGCUUAAAUUUGUUAAAUCUGUAGAUUAAAGAGAUAUACAUGAAUUACUCUUAUAUUCUGCUGGAUUAAACUGUUCAUCAACACUAUAAACUAGUUACUAUCGCUAAAUCAUGCUGAUGCUUUAUUCAGUCUCCACUGGUUGGGAGAAAGUGUUAAAAAUGUAUGCACUUAUUAUUACCUGUGAAAGAAGUCCUGUGUGGACAAUAUGACAGACUGAUAACAUUUUAGUUCUCUGCAGUUCUCUUCAAGAAACAUUUUCACUAAAACAGAAUCUGAUUCUGUGAACAAAAUUCUGUUCUAUGGUCCAACUUCUUGUUGAUAGAUCAGUCAAUCAAAUAUAUAUAUAAGUGGACUCAGUGGUUGCUCAUUUGCUCCAACUGAUUGACUUGUAGCCUAAAUGUAAUCUUCCUUUUUUAUGGUUUCAUUAUGCCUUCUUUAUGACAUUUUAUCAUUUGUAGUUAAUCUAAACUCAUCUUCUUUUGUCUCUAUCAUCAGUGAGAUGCCAAAAGCUUUAAAAAGGAGGUGGGAACAUGUGCAUUUUAAUUAUAGUUUAGAAACUUUAUUGUAUCAAAUUGUAUUCAAAUCAUGGUUGAGCGAGCUUUUUUAAAUGCUCUAUAUGAUAAUACACAUAAGGGUCCAUGAUCCAUCUAGUCGCUUCAGUUUUAUGGUCUGUUUCUUCUUUGAGACACAACUGUAGUUCUUUAUUUACAAUUGCCAUCUUCUAGCUCCCUGGCUUUGAGGAAGGAAUGCUCAAUAUGAGCUUCUUGAAUUUCUUUCUUUCACCACUAUACUGAGUGCUUUGUAAAUGAUUAUCUUGGAAAAUUAAAAAAAGGAUUAGCUGAAAGAUUCUUUUUGAUAUAUGGCUUUUUUUUAUUGAAAGCCUUUUAGGUUCACUUGAGUUACAUUACAGUAGCUUAAAAUGAUUUAUUUCUAUAUAACCAUUUUACAGAUUUGUUAAUUGCAAAAUUCUAGGUUUUUCCCCAUACUUCAGAGGCAAAAUUUGCAAUGGCUGUUGUGUGGACAAUGUAUUUCAGUUAAUAUAUCUUUCCAGUUUGAGGCACAAAUUCUUGAGCCUAAUUUACUUGAACUACAAUCCUCUUAAUUGUGGUAAGUUGAGUUAUGACUUGAUAUUGCUUAAGGAAUUAGAUAGUCUAGGACUCAAGGGUAAACCAUUGGUCUUUGUUCUAAUCUCCGUUUGGUCACUCUUUUACAUUUCCUAAAUGAUUGCUGUAUUUGGUUUUCACACACAAUCAAAUUAUAUUACCUUUUUAUUA
Messenger RNA from Glycine soja, 3265 nucleotides. RefSeq lists its product as uncharacterized. The record is from RefSeq and is a predicted model, not a curated record. The transcript has a single exon. NCBI's taxonomy places the organism in Eukaryota, Viridiplantae, Streptophyta, Magnoliopsida, Fabales, Fabaceae. The coding region runs from base 153 to 1838 and encodes 561 amino acids.